Asparagus officinalis (garden asparagus) is the source of this 1771-nucleotide messenger RNA. RefSeq names its product calcium-dependent protein kinase 24-like. Gene Ontology annotation, biological process: protein autophosphorylation; peptidyl-serine phosphorylation; intracellular signal transduction. The record is from RefSeq and is a predicted model, not a curated record. Gene Ontology annotation, molecular function: calcium ion binding; calcium/calmodulin-dependent protein kinase activity; calcium-dependent protein serine/threonine kinase activity. The coding region runs from base 200 to 1633 and encodes 477 amino acids. The transcript has 7 exons. NCBI's taxonomy places the organism in Eukaryota, Viridiplantae, Streptophyta, Magnoliopsida, Asparagales, Asparagaceae. Gene Ontology annotation, cellular component: nucleus; cytoplasm.
AAAAAACCAAAACCGAAAAACCAGAACCCAUUAGAUUCUUGCAACUUCAAAAACCCCAUCAAAAUCCAGUCUUCAUAAAACCCAUAUCUCACAUUCUCCAGACUCAGCCUGAGAACCCAUCAGCAAGAACCAAUCUUUUUCAAGAAACCAAUCUCAGCACUCAUUUCUUGGCGAAACCCAGUUUCUCAUCUCGGUCAAGAUGAACAAGUCUGAUCAAACUCCUCCUCCUUCAUCGAAGCCAUCCUCUGUUCUCCCUCGAAAGACCCCAGACCUCACAGAGCAUUAUACACUUGGCGAGAAAAUUGGCCGAGGUUCAUCUGGCACUACUUGCCUCUGCACAGACAAAUCAAAUGGCAAACAAUACGCUUGCAAGUCAAUCCUAAAGAGCACUCUGAAUAGCAAAGAAGACUAUGAGGAUGUUCUGAAUGAGAUAGAGAUCAUGCACCAUCUCUCUGAGCUUUCAAAUGUGGUCAGAAUCAGGGAAACUUAUGAAGAUUCUGAGUCUGUUCAUUUGGUGAUGGAGCUUUGUGAAGGUGGAGAAUUGUCUCGAAGGAUUAAAGAGAAUAAGCGUUUUAAUGAGAGGAAGGCUGCAUGUUUAAUUAAGACUAUAGUUGAAGUUGUGGAGGGUUGCCAUUCUCUUGGGGUGAUGCAUGGAGAUCUUAAGCUUGAGAAUUUCUUGUUUGUGAGUAAAGCUGAGGAUGCUUCCCUCAAGGCUAUUGAUUUCGGGUUGUCGGUCUUUUAUAAGCCUGGUGAUGUAUUCAACAAAAUAAAUGGGACUGUUUAUUAUGUUGCACCGGAGGUAUUGGAAAAAAAAUAUGGCCGAGAGGCAGAUGUAUGGAGUGCUGGAGUGAUCUUAUACUUGUUAUUGAGCGGUUACUUUCCAUUUUAUUCAGCUUCAAAAGAUGCCGCUGAGACCUUCAAGAAGAUCUUCGAUCAGAUCUUAAAAAAACCUCUGAAUUUCAAAUCUGAACCAUGGCCGUCCAUCUCUGGUGGUGCUAAAGACCUUGUACAUAAAAUGCUAAAUCGUGAUCCGAAGAAAAGAUUUACAGCUCAUCAAGUUCUCUGUCACCCAUGGAUUGUUGGUGAUGGAGUUCCUCCUGACAAACCUUCGGAGUCUGCUGUUUUAUCGCGGCUAAAGCGAUUCUCAGAAAUGAACAAAUUACAGAAGAUGGCUUUGAGAGUUAUAGCAGAAAAGAUGCCAGAAGAAGAGAUAGGGGGACUAAAGAAACUGUUCAAAAUAUUCGACACCGACAGUACUGGGACAAUAACAUGUAAUGAACUAACAGAGGGUUUAAGAAAAUUAGGCUCGGAUCUGAUGGAGUAUGAGAUGCAAGCUCUUAUGGAAGAGGCUGACAUGGACAACAGUGGCACAAUAGACUGUAAUGAAUUUCUUGCUGCGACGCUUCACUUGAAUAAGUUGGAGAGAGAGAACUUGAGGAAUGCUUUCUCCUUCUUUGACAAAGACGGGACUGGUUACAUCACCAUCGAUGGUCUCUCACAAGCAUGUAAAGAUUUUGGCAUAGGUGACAACCAUCUUAAUGAAAUGAUCAAAGAAAUUGACCAAAACAAGGGUUGGAAGAUAGAUUACAGCGAGUUUGAAGCCGUGAUGAGAAUGGGAACUGCAGAAAAAUAGAGCAUUAAAUAGCUCGGAGGAGACAUUAAAUAGCUCGAAGAUACAUACAUGAACUGAUGUUACACUAUAUUCUGUACAAAAGAACAGUAUCCUGAAUGAACAAAUGAUGAAGAAAUUGGAUAAAUAGAAUGGUGAUAA